Lytechinus pictus (painted urchin) is the source of this 5502-nucleotide messenger RNA. Its product is annotated as zinc transporter ZIP12-like. The transcript has 12 exons. Bases 641 to 2839 code for a protein of 732 amino acids. NCBI's taxonomy places the organism in Eukaryota, Metazoa, Echinodermata, Echinoidea, Temnopleuroida, Toxopneustidae. The record is from RefSeq and is a predicted model, not a curated record. Gene Ontology annotation, biological process: zinc ion import across plasma membrane; intracellular monoatomic cation homeostasis. Gene Ontology annotation, cellular component: plasma membrane. Gene Ontology annotation, molecular function: zinc ion transmembrane transporter activity; monoatomic cation:bicarbonate symporter activity.
AUAGACCAGGUGACUAGAAUAGUACAUCAGGGAUAAAGUUUGGAAAUCUGUUUUAUUGUCUGCCUUUGGCACAUUUGACUAUUGUUUAGGCUACUAUAAAAAAAAACAGUGAUUAUGAAGGCUCUAUUUAUUACUCUUCAGCUUGGAUGUGAUAAAAUGAAUAUUCUGAAAGGAAUACAUGAAUAAUCAUCAAAUCACAAAUGCCUAUGUCAGUGAAUUUGAAAGCCACCUUCAUGGUUUUUCUCAAAUGACCUUUUUCUGCUCGUGCGCAGUUUACAACCGUGAACAGGCUUAUUUUUUCGAAUAAUAUACCGAGAAGUGCGUAUGAUACCAGAGAGUUUGGAGUUAAUACCAACGAAUGGAACAAAAGCAUGAAUUGGUACCCAAUCGAAGAUUACAUAACUCAAAUGACGUGGGCAAACGCCAGAGCGUGAUUGUCCACCGGUGUCCACUGGCACUGACCUGAUAGGAAUCCAUGCUAUGUACACGCGGUGUAAAUUUCACGUUGGCUUCAGUGAGCCCGUGUGGCUUUAUAUGUAGAUAUCGCCCAUAGCAACUCGCAUUCCGCACACAGACCGCAUGCUCUUUGCACACGGCCCUUAUACUUAGCAUAAGCAGUACACCAUACACAUAGCGAAUAAUGAUGGCGGCUGUACGGUGUUGUUCCUGUUGUGUCGUGUGCAUAACUCUUCCUCUCCUCCUCCUCCCACCGUUGUCGGUGUCGGCUGAGGAGGGAUUUCCCCGACUUCGAAGACAAGCACACGACCACGAACAUGACCACGAUUUGGAAGAGAGCUAUUUUGCAGGUAUAGGAAACUAUCUCGUAGAUGAGGAAUUAACAGCAGAGAGAGCUAAUUGCGAUUUUGCGGAAAACCACAAUGAGAACAUCACGUUAACACAAGUCAACAUCUUGAUUUCGACGCUGUUUGCGAGGGCUGGUUGUGAACACCGCUGGAAUGACUGCUCAGAGUGUUCUGACAAUUUCGUAAACGAUCUGUUUAACGCCCUUAAUGUUGACCCGGAGUAUGGCCUCAGUGAAGAUGUAUUCAAAAAAGCAGCACCGCUCUUGCUCUAUGCUCUGUACAACUUCGAUGCCCUGUGCGCCGCCGGGCCUGGCGGGACAAAUCUUGAUGAGGAGGUGGUGUACGGGAAGCUUAUGUCUGCUGACGUAAGUGGGACGAAUUCUACCUUUUCUGAAGGGGACCUGGAAGAAAUCUUACAUUCGAUUAGUGAAGAUUACACGGCUACAACCCAAGCAAAGUGUUUCGAUGCCACAUCAGUCUUUUCCGCUACAGUGGAAAACCAUGAAGCCGGGGCGAGCCAUUGUGAGGUCAGCGCUGUCUCUGGAAACGUUAUCUCAAGGAUGUUAGAGGGAUACUGUAUCGGCGAGGCAAGCUUACCAUCUACCGACGACUUCACGGAUGUUGUUUUCGAUUCCUAUGGUACAGAUGGAGUUAUUCACAAAGAAGAAUUCAAUCAGUUACUUUCGGAACUUGGUAUCGGGGGCUCCGCGGAAUACAACGCUGGUGCUGUCCAAACUGAAGCCCCAGUUGUCAUAGGUGACGGCGACCUCAAUCGUCGUCGAAGAAGAAACGUGCUGGUGGCAGCGGUGGGAUAUAAACAUCGUGUGGAGCGCUCUGUGGGUGCAUCAUCCAAUAAUGCAUCAUCCGUAAAUAUGAACGUGUCUGAAACAUGCUACACGGGGGCGGAACUCCUAGACAUUCACGGGAUCGACCAUGGGUCUGGUCUUACCGAGUCCCAGUAUAUGCAGUUGUGUCCGUCCUUGAUCCAACAGACCCUAUCGGGCGUGUGCAGCCAAAAUGAAAAUCAGACCCCAACUAGUACGAUUACAAAUGCAGAGAUUUGGAUUUAUGGAAACCUAGCUGUCAUCACCAUUAGCCUUCUUUCAGUUGUCGGGGCAUUGUUUGUCCCCUGCAUGUCUGGUUUUGUGUACGAGUGUGCAACACAGACGAUGAUGGCCCUUGCCGUAUCAACACUUACUGGGGAUGCCUUGAUGCAUCUGAUACCACAGGCUAUCGGACUACAUGCUCAUGGUCAUCAUAACCAUGCCUUCCAAGGCCCACUCAAUCCUGAGCUAGCCUAUGUAUGGAAAUGCCUUGUCAUAGAACUUGCCAUCUAUUUCUUCUUUCUUCUGGAGAGGUUCUCUGCUAUUACUGGCUGUGGUCAUUCCCACUUGCGAGACCAUGGACAGGCCCAUUACCUCGACCAUGACGCAGGCAUGGGAAUGGAUUCGGUCAAGACUCCUAUGAAGUCGUGUCAAGGGUCCGCAAAAGUGUUUGACUCCUCCAAAAGUCUGGUGAAAGUUGAAAAUGGCCUGGAAGAGAAGAAUCGCUGGACGAAAGGUUGUGGAACGGUUCCUCUGAUGAUCGUCUUGGGUGAUGCGCUGCAUAACUUUGGAGACGGGCUUGCGAUCGGAGCCGCAUUCACUAUUUCGAUCUCGGCCGGUCUCAGCACAACUAUUGCGAUGUUCUGUCACGAGUUACCUCACGAGCUAGGUGACUUGGCAGUUCUUCUCAGUCAGGGUAUGCGUCUAUCUACAGCAGUGUUCUGGAACUUCCUGUCUGCGUUAACUUGCAUUGUGGGACUGUGGGUCGGCAUUCCUCUUGCACAGCAUCAGAAUGCUGCUGCCUGGAUUUUCGCUGCUACCGCCGGCACGUUUUUCUACGUUGGGCUUGUGCAUAUGCUCCCGAUGCUUCAUUCCUACAAUGGCAAAAAUAAGGGACUCAUCUUCUUUCUCCAAAAUGUCGGCUUCUUGCUAGGCAUGGGUAUAAUACUGGUUAUCGCACUCUAUGAGGACGCAAUCAACGUCUCAAUUUGAGCAACUAUACACUCCGCCUUCCACAAGCCUUUAUGAAGGGCAGCGCAUGUUAUUUUGUCAAUUUUUUUCCUAGGAUUUUGUUUUUUUUAUGAUCCUUUUUUUCAUUGGAUCUUUUUUCGUAGCAUUUAGUUUUUUCUGUAAGAUCCUUUUUUUCCAUACGACCUUUAUUUUUUAUUAUCCUUUUGCGUAGGAUUUUAUUUUCGUAGGAUAUAUUUAGUAAGAGUAAGAGAUCAUCAUGGUCAUUUAAUAAGAAACCAAGAAUACUGAAAUUCUAGAAAUUUAGAUGCAAAUAUGCAUUUUAGAAAUUAAUCUAUUUUUGUCGAACAAAGUUCAAUCAUGUCUUUUUUUAGUACCUGAUCAUAAUUUGCUGAGAUUGUAUAUAUUGAGGAGAAUAAAAAAGAGUACUAUCACAUUUUAUUUGAAUUAUAAUCAGGGAUAGAUCAACCCAGUUGGUCACAAUAAUAGAAUAUGCAACUGUUGCAAUGUCAGUCAUUUCACUCAGAACACGUUAUGCAAUUAUCAGUAAGAUAAGGAAUGGUCUUCCACUUUUCAGUUCUUAUUAAAGCUCAGAAUGAAUUUGUAAUGUUUCAAAAAGUGUGUAUUUUUGGAUAUUGAAAUCUAGCUUCAUUACAUGGCAUAUUCUGAAUUGGAAUUAUGAGAGCAAGUCCUCCCCACAAAGUUGUUUUGAAUAAAGAGAAAAAUCUUGGAAAUUUCGUUCCACUUCACAAAACGGUUUUCUUUUCAAAGGAUACCAAGGGAGAUGAUGUUGUCACACACUCGACUGUCUUUUCAAUGUCGUUGGUAUCUGUGAUUUAAAUCGUAUCUACAAAAAUUGUGCCUUUUGGAUAUUGAAGUCUAGCUUCAUUACAUGGCAUUUUCUGAAUUGGAAUUGUGGUAGUUAAGUCCACCCACUCAAAAUUGCUUUGAAAAGAGAGAAAAAAUCUUUGAAAUUUAGCUCAGUUUCAUAAGAUGGUUUUAUUUACAUACGAUACAGAGGAAGCUCAUGUCAUCACAUGACUCGAUGGCCCCGUCUUUCACCAACUCCCCAUGUCUUUUCGCUAAUAUUUUUUUUCAUUCUUCAUUUUAACCCUAAUAACGCACUUACAUAAUUUUGCCUAAUUUCAGAACCCCGUACCCACGGGUGACGCAAUUUGGGUCUCAAAAAGUUGCACGAGGCAAGAUAGUAAAAAGUCGGUGAGCAAAGUGGUAAAAAAAAAUUUGCGCAGCAGAUUUAUCAUAAAAAAUGGCCAAGGGGGGGCUUAUUCAGCCCCCCCCCCCUGCCAGUCUUCUAAAGCGUCGAAAUAGCCCAGUGUGUUUACAGAUGAAUUCCAGUUGUGGUAACGAUCUCAAAAUGAGUUCAAACAGAAUCCAAUAAAUUUACCACCCAAGUGUUGUAUGUAUAAACAAAAGAUAUGUGCCAAAUGGCUCUGGAAGAAAAUGCUCAAUUGCUGUGAUAUGGGAGCAAAAUAAGCACAGAAUUCCAUCAAAUGUCUGGUAUUUUUCCAAUCAAUAUUCAUACACUGUCCCAAAUAUACUUUUUUUGUCUUAGUGAUCAUCAGAAUUAUCGGUUUUGAGCCAAGAUUUCAUGAUUUCACAAAGAUAAGUUUAUUUCAAUGUACAAUAUCUAAUCAAAUACAUUACUAAGCUAUGUGGCUAAACUAUCCUUAUUAUAAUAAAUGCGAAUUUAAUAUCUGGUCGUAAUGACGUCAUAGCAAUCGUAAAAAGCUAAUAUGGCCUUUACUCCAAAAUAAGAGCUUGCAAUCAUCCGAAAUUGUGAUUAGUAUUAUUUCAGUUAAUCUUAACUUGAAAUAGAAAGAUCCUUUGAAUUCACAUUUUCAGAAAAUAUGCAAAAUGCAAUUUGUUUGAAAAGCGAAUCAUGGUCCAGUCGUAAGGUGUGCAGUGACCUGAAGAAUAUGCUGAUAGUUGACAUCAAAUUACCAUUGGCGGCGGAAGCCAAAAAUUUUAGGGGGGGACGCAGGAAACAAAAUUGACAAGCAAAAAAAUAAAAGGUUAUCAACCAAAAUUUCAGGGAGGGACUACCAAAAAAUUUUGACAUGCAAAAAAAAAAAAAAAAAAAAAAAAAAAAGGUCAACAGAAUUUAGGGGGGGAUCGUCCCCCCCAAUCCUUGUCCUCCCCGCUUCCGCCGCCUAUGCAAAUUACUGAGCAACGUGUAUGGCAUGCAAGUACACGUCAGUAAUAAAUUAAUGCAGUUGAACUAUGCAACGUUAUGGCAGAAUGAAUAAAAAAAAUGUUUGAUUUUCAUGUCUUGUGACAUGACAAUUCUAAAGAAAAUCAGCUCAUUGUUGAUUUUGUAAAUGUUCAUACUUGUCCACAGAAAUCACAUGUUUGGUAGUACAUGCAAUUAAACCGAAAUGUUGCAAUUUGAAAUGGAGUAAGGUUAGAAUUUGGGGAGCGUUUCAUGAAAGGACUUGUCGGACGUUUUAUCCGACAAGUCACAUUUUAUCCGACAGUUACCAUAGUAACAGUACCUCUCAGCCAAUCAACAUCAGAGAAAGAUGUCAGAUCUGACAACUUGUCGGAUGAAAAUGUUGAUGAAACACUCCCCUGAUAUAUUUACAAAACAAUAGGAAAAUUCUCUUUAAUUUUGUGCAAAUAUUUUUUGUAUUCAUGGUGGAGGUUUCAAUAAAUUUCUUUAAUUAAAA